AUGAAGGACGAGGUGGCACUUCUGGCUACUGUCACCCUCCUGGGAGUCCUGCUGCAAGCCUACUUCUCCCUGCAGGUGAUAUCGGCGCGCCGGGCCUUCCGAGUGUCGCCGCCGCUUACCACCGGCCCACCCGAGUUCGAGCGCGUCUAUCGAGCCCAGGUGAACUGCAGCGAAUACUUUCCACUGUUCCUUGCCACGCUCUGGGUCGCCGGCGUCUUUUUUCACGAAGGAGCAGCGGCUCUAUGCGGCCUUGUCUACCUGUUCGCGCGCCUCCGCUACUUCCAGGGCUACGCGCGCUCGGCUCAGCUCAGGCUAGCUCCGCUCUACGCGAGCGCGCGCGCGCUCUGGCUGCUUGUGGCGCUGGCGGCGCUCGGCCUGCUUUACCACUUCCUCCCGGACGCGUUGCGCGCCGCGCUCCUGGGACGGCUGAGGACUUUGCUACCGGGGGCCUGA
Molecule: messenger RNA, 453 nt
Organism: Orycteropus afer afer
Lineage: Eukaryota; Metazoa; Chordata; Mammalia; Tubulidentata; Orycteropodidae
Gene: LTC4S
Product: leukotriene C4 synthase
Exons: 5
Coding region: 1-453 (150 amino acids)
Biological process (GO): leukotriene biosynthetic process
Cellular component (GO): endoplasmic reticulum; membrane; nuclear envelope
Molecular function (GO): glutathione transferase activity; glutathione peroxidase activity; enzyme activator activity
Source: RefSeq, a predicted model, not a curated record